GUCUGUAAGAUAGCCCCUUACGCAACAAAUCCCAUUUAUUAAGUUGAAGUAGAACUCCAUAUUCUCCACAAACCACAACCGCACAAAUUUAUGAGCAAGAGCAUAGAGGUGCAUCUUUCCGUCGAAAUGCAAGAGGCGCUCACCCUCCAUGUAGCUCACAUUGGCAAGGAAGGGAAGGGGACAAUAGUUUUUCUUCAUGGCUUUCCAGAGAUAUGGUACACAUGGAGGCACCAAAUGUUGGCUAUGGCCGAGGCAGGGUACCGUGCAAUUGCCCCUGAUUGCCGAGGCUAUGGUCUUUCCGAGCAGCCCAAGGGAGAAGGAAAUAACAAGUGGGAGGAUCUUGUUGACGAUCUCCUCGCCAUCCUUGACAUCCUCCAUAUCCCCAAGGCUUUCAUCGUCGGAAAGGAUUUUGGAGCCAUACCUGCCUACGACUUUGCACUCAGCAACCCUGAUCGCGUCUCAGGUGUUGUGACCUUGGGGAUUCCCUUCUCUCCACAAGGAUUUGGAUUGGAUCUCAUACCCAAAGGCUUCUACAUAUGGAGAUGGAGGGAGCCAGGAAGAGCAGAGAACGACUUUGGACGUUUUGAUGUUAAGACGGUGAUCCGUAAAAUUUACAUUCUCUUCUCUGGUAGUGAACUUCCCAUUGCUGAGGAGGGACAAGAGAUCAUGGAACUUGUAGAAACAACAACCCCUUUGCCUUCUUGGUUCACAGAAGAUGAUCUCCAAGCCUAUGCAGAUCUCUAUGAGAAAUCUGGUUUCACAUAUCCUCUACAGAUGCCAUAUCGGUCAAUUGAUAAGAUGAAGAAUAAUGUGGAUCCAAAAGUUAAAGCCCCUGCAAUGCUGAUCAUGGGCGAGAAGGACUACUGUCUAAAGUUUCCAGGGAUGGAGGAUUAUAUUAGGGGUGGAAUGAUUAAACACUUUGUACCAAACUUGGAGGUAGUAUUCAUGCCUGAAGGUACUCAUUUUGUUCACGAACAGUCGCCAGGCGAGGUGAAUAAGCUCAUCAUUGAUUUCAUCAAUAAUCAUGUUUCAGAAGCUUGAGAUAGUGUCUCUCUUGGUUAGCAGCAUGCUACCUGAAAUAAGUUCUGAUUUGAAUAAAUGUUUUGAUGAUGCAAAGAAAUAGCUAGCCUUUGGCUUGUAUGUUAAAAGAAGUACUACUUGCGAUUAAGCUGAGAGCUAGCAUAAUUUAUUUUCAUGUUUCGGCUGAAACCUAGUUAAGCAAGUCCAUCAUUUUUCUGGAUCUGAAA
Messenger RNA from Asparagus officinalis (garden asparagus), 1247 nucleotides. RefSeq names its product AB hydrolase superfamily protein YfhM-like. Gene Ontology annotation, molecular function: hydrolase activity. The transcript is spliced from 4 exons. The record is from RefSeq and is a predicted model, not a curated record. Lineage: Eukaryota; Viridiplantae; Streptophyta; Magnoliopsida; Asparagales; Asparagaceae. Bases 91 to 1041 code for a protein of 316 amino acids.